UGCUGCAAAAAGCAACCCAGGGCAUCUGGAAACACUUAAGUGCAUUUCUCUAACACCUAAGCCACAAGGACAUUUUGCCUGCAGCUGUACAUGCAGUGAAGUGUUCCUCAGCAGGAAGCAGAGCAAAAGGAAUUAGCUUCAAGGUUUUUGCUCUGCUUCCUAUGUGAGUGGAAGAAACAACCAGGAUGGCUUCUGGGAGUGAAAGAAAUUCUGCAGUGACAGCUCAAAAUUCCUUUUGGCCUGAAGGUGGAGUCUGCAAGAAUGGAUUCCUCAUCAAAUCACCACCCCUUCAACUUUUCAACUCCCAGAGACAAAUCACUUUCUCUUUGGCAGAAUUCCUGGAAAAGGCGUUUUUUCAUCCUGUCCAAAUCCAGCAAGGGCAGUUACAUCCUGAAGUAUCUAAAAGGCCAGAAUAUAAAAGGCUCCAUAGAUGUUGAUCAAAUCAUAAAUAUCCAAGUUGGCAUAAGCAAGUCUGAAAUGAUGGAAAUGGUGAGGAAGAUGUUUAAAUGCCUUCCUGAGCAGGUGAUGUCCAUCAGUACUGGAAACAGAUGUUACUACCUUAUUGCUAGCAGCAGGCAGGAAACAGAGGACUGGGUCACUAUGAUAUCUUCUAUCUGCAGGGAUGCCAAAAGAGGUGGAUGCUGCCCUCAGAACCCAGAUUUUCCCGGUCCAGAAAUCAGAAGCCGACCCUCAUCUUUGCCACUAUUUAGGAAUCCUACAGAUACAAUGAGUUUCCCAGAAAGGCAAUUCUACCAGAAGGAGAACAGUUCCUCAGAAGACAAGAACAGGCCUAAUUCAGAUCCUGGGCUUCAUGCUGCUCACUGUGACCCAACAAAAGGAGUUUUUCCAAGCCUGGAUAGAAAUCUGGGAAAGAGUGAGGAAAAUCUGCAGUUGUCAGAUACAGAUGAAGACAUCACUAAAGAAGAUUAUUACCAAACUCCCAGCAACAUCUUAGCAAAGUGCACUACUGAAAUAUCAAAGCCUGACCCUACAGCUGGGUCUGAUGUCCCUGAGCUAGAGAAGCCAGUGCAGGAAAACCAAGCAAAGGAGAACAUUUAUAUGUCAAUGAAAUCACUUAGGUUGCUGGAUGAGUUCUGCCAGCUCAAGUGGCAUGAUGGGCUCCCACCUCCUUCCAUAUCCCAGGACGACAGUGUAUGUCCAAGAGACUUGGACACAAACAGAGACCUAAAAUUCCCAGAAAACAGCACCAACCAGCAGCUAACUCUUCAAAGAAGGCAAAAUUCAUUACCACUUUCAGUGGUUCAGUUGUCUAUACUGCUCAAUCAUGUUACAGAUGAGACCCAACUGCAGAAAUUGGAUAUUUUCAUCCCCCUGGCUGAUAUUAACAGUUACCUAAAACUUACUGAAGCAGCAGGACAAAUAUGUGUCUCACAGUGGACUGGUCCUCACCGACUGGGAUGUUUGUUUAACCACGGGGACCACAUAGUGGCUGUGAAUGAUCUGCAACCCCAGGGUGUGGAGGAAGCUUACUUCUUCAUCAGCAGGUCCACAAGAAAGGAGGUGAAACUUACUGUAUGUAGGAUUCCACAUUCAGAUACCUUCCAUGUUAAAGGCUGCUCGUGUUCCUGAAAAAAAAAAUGCCUCGGUGACUAAUGGUGUUGAAAAGCCUGUUUGUCCUGAAUCCUGCACAAAAACAGAGGGGAAACCCCAUUUCUAGAACGAGAGAGGAUAAAAAUGGAAGAAAAUGCAUUCCUUGGGAUCUCUUCUCCAAAGUUGCCAUGGGACUCCUUUGCUUUGUGCUUCUUCUUUGAGUACAACAAACUAUUUCUGCCUCAAGGGUUUCUGAGGGAUGGGAUGGAUGUCACCAGAUAGAGCUCCUUAGCACUCUGUAACUGUGUAAGUCCACUAGAACAGUCCUGGAGGCCUGAAUCACAGUCUAGUUCAAGAGCAUCAUCCAACAAUGUCACCCUCGACCUUUCCUGCCCAAGAUUUGCCUAAGAUCUUCUCCUGAACUUUAGAAAAGGGAAUUCCAAGACUCCUCUCUAUAUAUAAUUAGAAACUUUUUUGCUAAUAUUUAUCCUAGAUGAUUUUGAUUUUUAGAAAAUCAACCUGAUUUUUUUUUUUUUUUAAUUUUCUGUGGACAUGUUUGAGAGAAUGCUUGAUUUCUGCUGUCUGCAGAGUAAUUUUCAUUCUUGAAGGUGCAUGUUCUCUUCCUAUUUUUUUUUUUUAAUCAAACAUCCUGCAUUCUUCCACCAUUUUUUCACGUAUUUCCUGAAAGUUGUCAUGUGUCACUGAACUGCGGGACAAAGAACUCAUUCUUCCAGUUAAGGGUGAACAAAGAAGGUGGAACAACCCUGAAGAAAUUUACUGGAACUCCCUAGAAAAACAUUUCCCACAAGUGAACUAGCAAGGGAGCUGUGAACCUUACAUGGUGGAGUGGGGAGAACCACUCCUUGGAACCUGGUAGGUGUUGAGCAAAGUAUGCUGCAUUUUUCAGCCAUGGUAAAAUGUUAUUUUAGGACAAUAAUAAGAUUUAGGUAGAUAUAGGAUGCACAGGAUAAUUCCAGAUUGUUUCAUAAAACUGGGAAAUUAAUCCUGUGUUUCAUUAAACAGUUACUAAUGUGUUCGCCCAUAACUGAUCUUUAUGUCAGAUUGCACAAUGAUACAGGCAGGUAAUUAAUGUCACAUAUUGUCUGAUUCAUCACACAGAGAAGCAAUAUGGAAAUGGCAUCAGGACAGUAAAUUCUGGUAGGGUAUAUGAAGCUGUCUGCCCACAUACAAUAAAUAAAUGUUAA
Calypte anna (Anna's hummingbird) is the source of this 2756-nucleotide messenger RNA. It is a transcript of the gene PLEKHS1, whose product is annotated as pleckstrin homology domain containing S1. The record is from RefSeq and is a predicted model, not a curated record. Lineage: Eukaryota; Metazoa; Chordata; Aves; Apodiformes; Trochilidae. The coding region runs from base 262 to 1590 and encodes 442 amino acids. The transcript has 15 exons.